Messenger RNA from Saprolegnia parasitica CBS 223.65, 1188 nucleotides. Its product is annotated as TKL protein kinase. Gene Ontology annotation, biological process: protein phosphorylation. Bases 1 to 1188 code for a protein of 395 amino acids. Gene Ontology annotation, molecular function: ATP binding; protein kinase activity. Lineage: Eukaryota; Oomycota; Saprolegniomycetes; Saprolegniales; Saprolegniaceae. The transcript is spliced from 7 exons. The record is from RefSeq and is a predicted model, not a curated record.
AUGCUGAACGUCGAAGGCUGUCCCGUCGCACCCCUCCACGUCGACAGCGACUGCAGGAGUAAGCUCCGGACGGGCCUCGUGCUCGGCAGCACGAACGUGGCGGCGACGCGCUGCGACUACAAGAUCGUGCCGUACGACGGCGCGCACCUCUCGCGUGGCUUUCAACUCUGCCUUCUGCCCGGCACCUACUCGGAGAAGUCGUGGCACGUCAUUGUGCUCGUCGAAUCCGUCAUGACCGUCGUCUUUGGCUGCGUUCUGCUCUUUGCUCGCUGCUACCCGCGGUGUGCGCCGAAGCGUCCACCCUCCGCGCUGCCCCCGCUCGUGCUUGACGAGCCGAUGGACGACGACGCCCGCCUCGUGCCGCUGCGUCCAUACCGCGUCGACGCUGCACACCUGCGCAUCGACGAACUGCGCCCGCUAGGGCGUGGUGCCCACGGCCUCGUCGUCUACGGCCAGUACAAGCGCCGACACAUCGCUGUCAAGCGUGUGCGCGCCGAUAUCGCAUCACCCGAGAGCCUCGACGCCUUUGCGCAGGAAGUUGCGCUCAACGCCAUCUUGCACAGCCCGUACAUCGUCGACUUUGUCGGCGUCUACUGGUCGCCCAAGGUCGGGCUCGCGUCGCUCGCGUGCCUCGUCGAGUACAUGGCGCGCGGUGACUUGCGCGCGUGCUUGAGGGCACCACAGACGCCGACGUGGAAGCUCGGUGUUGCGCACGACCUUGCCCACGCGCUGCAUUAUUUGCACAAGACUGGUGUCGUACACCGGGAUUUGAAGUCGAGAAAUGUGCUCCUCGGCGACAACGGCUGCGCCAAGGUCGGUGACAUGGGCGUCGCCCGCUGGACGGCGCCCGAGGUGCUCCGGGGCACGAGCUACGACACAAAGGCCGAUAUCUACUCGUUUGGCAUGAUUCUCACCGAGCUCGACUCGUAUGCGCUGCCGUACGAGCAUGCCCGCAACGAGCGCGGCCAGCCAUUGGGCAACAUCUCGCUGCUCUUCAAGGUCAUGGAAGGGACGAUUGCACCGACGUUCACACCCGCGUGCCCCCCGUGGUUGCGUGAGCUGGCGACUGCAUGCAGCGCACACGACCCGACCGCUCGACCAACGGCUGCCGACAUUCUCUUGGUGCUGGCGCGCCUCGCCCCGAUCAAGGUCCCGUCCGAGCACCUCCACGGGGUACAUCGCCGGUAG